Messenger RNA from Zingiber officinale, 2372 nucleotides. Its product is annotated as protein SCAI-like. The transcript has 10 exons. Gene Ontology annotation, biological process: DNA-templated transcription. The record is from RefSeq and is a predicted model, not a curated record. Gene Ontology annotation, cellular component: nucleus. NCBI's taxonomy places the organism in Eukaryota, Viridiplantae, Streptophyta, Magnoliopsida, Zingiberales, Zingiberaceae. Bases 77 to 2002 code for a protein of 641 amino acids. Gene Ontology annotation, molecular function: transcription corepressor activity.
UUUGGUCAAAGUCUAGAGCUAAAAACCUCCUCCGCCUUCGAAUCCGAAACCCUUCGAUCUCGUUCAACCUUGGGAAAUGGCGCAGACCAGCAAUAAGAGUAGCAUCCCCAUCACCGAGCUCUUCUGGUCUCUCCUCGACAAAGCCGAUCGCAAAUUCUCUAGGGUUCGCGAUCUCCCCAACUUCGGUCGCAAUCGCAACGACGCGGAUUUCCACAAGGCGUUCAAGAUCUACACCCAGCUGUGGAAGCUGCAGCAGGAGCAUCGGCAGAAGCUGGUGGAAGCCGGGCUUCGACGAUGGGAGGUGGGGGAGAUUGCUGCCCGGAUCGCUCAGUUAUACUACGGGCAAUACCAGCGGACCGGCGAUUCUUCUUACCUUUCCGAAGCCUACAUCUUCUACGAGGCCAUCUUCAGCCGGGAGUACUUCAGGGAUGGUGGCGGCGGAGGGGCUCAGGCGCAGGAUACGGCGCUGGCAAACAAGCAGCUCAGGUUUCUCGCCCGAUUCCUGAUCGUCUGCCUUGUGCUCGGCCGGCGGGAGAUGGUCUUCAAGUUGGUCGGUUCGCUCAAGGCGAUGGUGGAUGAGUGCAAGAAGAGCUUCCAGGAAGCAGAGUUCAGAGAGUGGAAGCAUGUGGUCCAAGAAAUAAUCAGAUUUCUUAAAGCUGAUACAACUUUCAUGAACAUGAGGCCUUUAAGAUAUAGUUUUCUCUUUGACUCACAUCCUGACUCUCUUCCUGUUAUAUCUUCUAGCUUCACUAGGAGGGGUUUGGUAGUACGUGAUGCAAUUUUGUGCAGUUAUCAUCACAAUGAGGUCAAGUUUACAGAGCUGACUCUAGAUACCUUCAGAAUGCUUCAAUGCCUGGAGUGGGAGCCCUCUGGUUCAUUCUCAACGAGGAAUGGAACUGAUAGUGGUCACUUUGGGACUGGCAUUAAUCGAGUGAAUCUAUUCCAAGAUAUUAGGGACCAGACAUUGCCACCCAAUCCACGGAAGUUAAUUUUGUACCGCCCUUCAAUUACUCAUUUCCUUUUGGUCCUGGCCACAAUCUGCGAGGAACUUCCUCCUGACGGGAUCAUGCUGAUAUAUCUUUCAGCUGCAGGAGGAUCUGGAUUAAGUAAUCCAGUACCAUUAACUUCUGAAAUUUCCUUGGAUACUGCUGAGAAGAUUGCAGGAAAUUUUAGUAAUCUUGAGAUAUGCUCACCACUGGUUUCUCAACAGUGUAGACCAACUCGUCCAUGUGUUGAAAAUAAGGAUGCUAGCGAAAUUGGUAUUGAUGAACAAGCCUCUUUAUGGUUAGGUUCUCGUGGAACUGGAGGUUCAAGUUCUAUUUACCCUUGCGAUUUGAUUCCAUUUACAAGAAAACCAAUUUUUCUGGUGAUCGACAGUGACAGGAGUCAAGCAUUCAAGGUUAUACAUGGAGCUGAGAAAGGUGCGACAGUUGCUAUGCUUCUCUCUCCAUGCUCUAGGCCUCCACCCUCAGGAACUACUAGCGAAUUUGCUCGUUCUCAACAAGGAAGCCAAUUCACUAUGUUCCUGUCAGCACCAGUGCAAGCUUUCUGCUUCUUGAUUGGUAUUUCCGGUGCAAAUGUUGAUAAGGAUAAAUACGAUAAGGCAGAAAAAUUAUUGUCAUUUUCACUCAGUGAGUGGGAAAGAGCUUUAGUGACGUCAAAUGAUCUACAUCCAGUUUGGAUUGAAGUCUUGGGCGACCCAUUUUUGAGGCGGCUUCUUCUCAGAUUUAUCUUUUGCAGGACUGCUCUUGCACUUUAUGCACCCGCAUGGCAUCACGAUGAAUAUCUUCCUGAAUGCUUACCUCAUUUACCCGAACCAGUUGAUCCAAAUAGCUACAUUUCUCAAUCUGCUAUAAUGAAGCUAGCAGACACAUUUGGCAUCAUAAACCAGUUUGUGUUUUCGGAAGAGAUUCUGCUAUCAAAGCAUGGCGAUGAUGACUCUGCAAUGGAAAGACUUCCAGAAACUGAAGAAGACGACACAACGGAUCCUGAUGAAACAUAAGCAUCAUCUCCAAAAUUUUGUUAGCAAUUGCAUCUACUGGAAGAAGCAUCUCACUACGCUCUUGCCUACAUUGCCCACCAACUGGUUGCUAGUGACUUUGAGCCUCAUUCUUAGCAGCUCAUCAUCAUCGCUGAGCUACAAUGGUUUGCGACGACUUGGGAAUUUGGAUAUGAAGUAUUCUUCGAGCUCUUAUUUUAUAUUUGCCUCCUUUUAGAAACUCAUGGUAAGUGAUAAUUGUUAUCGGCAUUGAAACAAAGUAGAAAUAUGUGAUAAGCAGAUUGGUGAUCAACGCUGUUGUUUAUGAUUUCAUUGGAUAAUUGCUGCUCUGGUUGGUUCUAGAAUAAUUUCUUUUAUGUUGAUUAUGAUAAAA